Messenger RNA from Zasmidium cellare ATCC 36951, 858 nucleotides. RefSeq lists its product as uncharacterized. NCBI's taxonomy places the organism in Eukaryota, Fungi, Ascomycota, Dothideomycetes, Mycosphaerellales, Mycosphaerellaceae. The coding region runs from base 1 to 858 and encodes 285 amino acids. The transcript has a single exon. The record is from RefSeq and is a predicted model, not a curated record.
AUGGCCAUCAUCAAGGACCAGAUCGCAAGGAUGAAGGGGUCGAGGCCGCUUCAGGGAACAUCGCACGAGGUGACCAGGAGGAUCAAGUCGGCAAGAGAAGCUACCGCCGAAAUAAGGGUACCAACGGAGGAAAUGUCCAAAGCAAAAGCAGAGCAAUACCGUCGCCAUUUCGACGCAGCACGCAACUUCGAAGACGAAGACGACGGUUGGUUGCACGUGGACACCAAUACCGCUCGACCAUCUCACGUAACACAUCACUCGCUCACCUCUCCCCGUCAAUCGAGUCCGCACAGCAACAGUCACAGCAAAGUCAGCACAUUACGCUCAACCGCCAACAUCUUCUCGCCACAGUCAAACCCGAACGAAAACACCCACGUCUCAUCGCCCCUCGCCAGCAGGUCGCAACUCAAGCCGACAGCUCCGAAAUGGGUCUCCCAGUCACAGAACGCGAGCCCAACCGGACAUUCACCCUUCACAGCGCCGACCGCGAAUGCUCCUUCAUUUGUGCCUGGCACCUACUCUACUGCCAAAGGAGGCUACCAAGCAAACGAUGAAGAGGAGGGACCGCCCCGGCUGAGAGACGCUGUGGCUCGUGAGAGAGAACUCAUCGGGCAGCAGCUCAGGGACAGGGCUCUUGCCAGAGCUAGGCGCACUGCUAUGCAAGAGGAAGAGUCGGAGCGGCAUCGUAUGAAAGCUGGCAGAGGCGAGGGAGACUACUACAGCUCUGGAUCGCCGCGACGCAUGGAUGAGAAGAUUCCGUGGGGGGUUGUCGCUCAUCCAACGGGCCAGCGGCCGUGGCGGCGAAAUCGCAACUUUCGGGUGAGAGGACGAGGCUCUUUCGGAAGGUCAGUGGACUGA